Molecule: messenger RNA, 1880 nt
Organism: Aureobasidium vineae
Lineage: Eukaryota; Fungi; Ascomycota; Dothideomycetes; Dothideales; Saccotheciaceae
Source: the annotation of a GenBank genome assembly
UCAGUAAGAGGCAGCAGGCUCGCAAUGAGCGCAUGCUGCAGGAUCUGUUGAAAGUCCCCGGAAACGACAGGUGCGCCGACUGCGCUGCGAGGAACNCCAGCNUGGGAAUCUUCCUCUGCAUGAGCUGCGCCGCCAUACAUCGCAAAAUGGGCACUCACAUCUCAAAAGUCAAGUCGCUGAGCAUGGAUAGCUGGUCCCCCGACCAGGUCGACAACAUGAAGCGCGUAGGAAACGUCGUCUCCAAUCGCACCUUCAACCCACAGAACGUCAGGCCCGACAUUCCCACCGAUGCUGACGAGGUCGGCGGCGUUAUGGAACGCUUCAUCCGCCAAAAGUACGAGCACAAAGCCUUUGUUGGCGCGAGACCUAGGAGUCACACGGUUGGUGGCGCCAGUAUUAGCUCGACAGAAGGAGUUCCACCGCCUCUACCACCAAAGCCUGGAAAGAAGUUUGGUUUCUCGCUCGGAGUCCGCUCAUCGUCGGCCACUCAACAGAGAUUCACUCCUCCACUGUCGCCCGCCUUGACUGGUUCGGAUGGCCGUUCGACGCCGCCGAUUGGAAAGAUGAACAAGCCUUCGCGAGUGUUUGGGUCUAAUGUCGGAAAUCAAGAGGAAGAAACGUUUGACACAAAAUUGGCUUCGCUGAGAGAGAUGGGCUUCCCGGACACACGCCGCAACUCGAUGGUUCUCAAGAAUGUUAAUGGAAACUUGGACAAGGCAGUUGAGACGCUUGUGCGCUUGGGCGAUACUACUUCAGGGGCACAGGGUACCCUGACGCCCAUGUCAGGCAGCACUAGCAGCUCCAACGCAAACGGUAUCUACAUCGAGAAACAGAGGGCACAACCAGAAAAGGCCGCUUCUUCGACGAACCCCUUUGAUGCGCUGGAUCUACAGCCUCCGCNNGCCGCGCCUUUACUCAACCCGCUCUCUCGACUCACAGCCUCAGGCUCAGCAGUCUCUCCAGAACUCNNUUUCUCGGCCAUGCAGAUUUCCAAUCAACAACCUCAGCAGUACCAAAACAACCCGUUCAUGCCUCAGCAGAUGCAACAGCCUCUACAGGUCCCUACAUAUCCCCCUCAGGACACACAACAGCACCAACAGCCUCAACCACAGAAAACUCAAUCUCAAACAUUCGCUCCCUCAAAUCCAUUUGGCAUACAACUAUCAGCCACCCCACAAAACCCAUGGCUCGCACAGCCUCAAGUCCAGACACCGCAAGCACAGUCGUUCUACCAGCCUCAACAGGACUUCUUCUCCGCACAGCCACAACAACAACAACAACAACAACAACAAUCUCAAUAUCAGCAGCAACUACAGCAGCCACAACAACAGCAAAAACCCUACCAACAACCUCAGCAGCUGGCUCCUCAACACACCUCGAACCCCUACGCAAACAUGGCACCUCAGCCAAACUCCAAUCCUUUCCAGAUACUUCAAUCCAGUCAGCCGGAACCCUAUCAAUCCUACCAGUCCGUUCAACAGCAGAUGCCUCAGCAACAGCAACAACUAUAUCCACAACCUACCGGUCGCUAUGGCAAGACGGAUAUCAUGGCGCUCUACAACCAACCUCAACUGGCGCCAUCAAGACCCCUUCAAUCGCUUCCUGAAAACGGCAUGGCACCUGCAGUCAUGCCCCAGCAACAACAGCAACAGAUCCAAGUACCAUAUCAAAUCCAGCAGCCUCCGCAAAGAAGUGUCACCAUGCCAGUGGGAAGUGGCAGCAUGAAUCCCUUCGGCACCGGUUUCUCCGCACCCCAACAAGAUCAGCAAGCUAGACCUGGCGUCAGGCAUGUCAGUCAGGAAAGCAGAGACUUUGUGGGCAUGGGCAACAGGCCGCAUAGUCCUGAUGCAUUUGCGAGUUUGAGUGCGAGGUAUGCUCGU